Rotaria sp. Silwood1 is the source of this 2361-nucleotide messenger RNA. The record is from the annotation of a GenBank genome assembly. Lineage: Eukaryota; Metazoa; Rotifera; Eurotatoria; Philodinida; Philodinidae.
AUGACAUUAUCAUUAUUUAUUAUUAUUCUAUAUCUUAUAAACAAUAAUUUUAAUCUUUUUUUCACAUUAAAUGAAUUUUGUAAUAAUAAAUUAUUAAUUAAUUCAAAAAAUAAUAUAUCUGAAGAAUAUAUACCACUUCAUUAUUUUAUAUUAAAAACAUUUAUUAUAAUAAAUUCAUGUAAUACAAAUAAAUCAAUUUUUAUUCGUAAUCAUACUUUUUAUAAAUAUGAUCACGAACAAUAUCAAUGGAAACGAUUAUGUAUAUCUCAAAAAAUAUUUAAUACACAAAUUCCAAUAGUAAAUUCAAUAGCUCAUUUAAAUAAUGAUUUAAUUUUAAUUAUCAAUGGAAUUUUAUUUCGUACAAAAAAUAUAAUAAGUUCAUCAAAUAAUAAUGAUAUAAUUUAUACAUUAUUACGUUAUUCUAAUAUACCAAUAUUAUUUGAUAAAAUUGAUUAUGUAUUUACAACACCUUGUUGUACAUGUUUUAAAACUUCUACUAUAAGUAAUAUAUUUAAUGAUUAUAUUAUUCUAGCUAAUAAAUUUGGAAAUGUAAUAUUAUUUUAUUUUAAAACAAUGACUGUCGUUUAUAAUUUUGAAAAUAUUUUUCAAUCUCAAACUAUUUGUCAAUUAAAUCAAUGUACAAUUUUAUAUCUUAAACUUUCACAUUCUAUACCAUUACUUAUAUGUAUUAUAAAAUAUCAAAAUGAAAAAGCAAUUAUUUAUCAUCAAACAUUCUUAGAAUUAAAUUCAAUUUUUCAAAAAUCUAUAUAUAUUAAUUUUACUGGUAAUAAUUUAUAUAUUACACCAACAACAUUUCAUAAUAGUUUUUUUAUUUGGGAUGAAAAAAAACUUUAUUAUACAAUAAAUGAAGGUCUUAUUUUAUCUGAUGUAACAAUAAAUGGUUGUCAAUAUAAUUAUUUAAAUUAUAUGAAUGAAGAUCAAUUGAAAAAUUAUUAUACAAAUCUUAAUAUUAAUUAUGAUAAUAUAACAUUAAUAACUAAAGAAAUCUAUUGUUUAAAUAUAACAAUUGAUUAUAUUUUUGUUUUGAAUAAUGAAUUUUUUAUUGUAACUAAAAAUAAUGAAUGGUUAUAUGGAAAAGAAUCAUUUCUUCCAUCUAUGAUAAAUCUUCAACAAUAUAAAGAAUGUAAUUUAAUUUUUCAAAAUAUACAAAAUUUCAUUAUACCUCCAAUUGAUUUAAAUAUAAGUCAAUGUUUAUUAAAUAUUAAUAAACAAUUACUAUCUUGUUCAAUGUUUGUUCAAUCUUCAUGUUCAUAUAUAUUUUUUAAACCAUUAUUUGAUAUUAAUAAAAUAUAUAUCUUAGAAAAAAAUAGUCAAAAAUAUUUUAAAUUUAUUCUUCAAGCUUAUACAAUUAUACCAAUAAUGAUUGUUAGUACAAAAUCAAUUCUUUUAAAUUAUUCGAUUAAUUAUACAAUUAAUCGUUUGAAUACAGGCAUUGUUCAAAUUAUAGGAGAUAUUCUAGUUUCAACAAUAAAUCAAACAAGCAAUGAUCUUUAUGAUUCAAGUUUGAUGACAAUUCGUCUGGAUCUAUUACAAUAUAGUUAUUCAUGUAGUCAACCAUCAUUUUUUUCAUUUCAAAUUGAAGCUUCAUGUUCUUCAGCAAGUAUAUUACGUAUUGAACAAAAUAUUGAAUUUGAAAUUUGGAAUGAAUCUAAUCCAAUAAUUGAUAUUGAAUGGAUUCGAAAAAAUUUACUAACAAAUUCUAUUCAUCAAUUCUCUUCUGUCUAUAUUAAACGUAAACAAAAUGAUCCAAUUUUACUUAAAUAUCAAUAUUGUUUUAAUCAAACGUGUCAAUCAAUUAAUGAUGAUCAACUUAAUUCUUUAAUUAUUUAUGCAAUACCUUUAAAUAAAGAACAUGAAAUCUAUGCUCAUUAUUUAAUUAAUCGAUCAGAUUCUUGUAUACCUAUCAGUCAAUCAAUUUAUCGUUUAUGGCUUAAAUGGACAUUGAAUACAACAGCUAAAAAUCAAUUUUUUCAAAUUCCAUAUGAACGACGAACAUUCUAUCGAACAUUAUUAAAUACUUUUGCAAUAUCAACUAAUUCAUGUUUAUUUUUUAAUGGAUCAUCAUCUAUACAUAUUAAUGAAAGUAUAAAUCAAGCAUCAGAUGAUUAUUUAAAAUUUAUUCUUCAUAUAAUUACUUAUAAUAAUAAAUAUAGAAAUAAAUAUCUUAAAUAUCAUCGUUUAAAUCAAAUUGAUGCUGGACAAUUUCAUCAAUGGUAUGAUAUCGCUCAAUAUUUAAAUGCAAAUAAAUAUACGAAUAAUUAUAAUUUAAUAUGUAAUUAUUUAAAAAAUCUUCAAUCAACAACAAAUUUAACAAAUCAUCUUAUGGAAUAUCAUACUUAA